Molecule: messenger RNA, 2557 nt
Organism: Caenorhabditis auriculariae
Lineage: Eukaryota; Metazoa; Nematoda; Chromadorea; Rhabditida; Rhabditidae
Source: the annotation of a GenBank genome assembly
AUGUCUGUCGUGGUUGAACAACAAGAGAGCACCGAAGUGAAGGAGGUCGUGCCCGAGGUGCCGACAACGCUGCCUCCGAUCGACGAGGUGGUCAUCGUCAAAAGCGAGGUAUUUCUUUGACUCUGAGAAAAGACAAUUUAGAAGAGGAUUUUCAGAUCAAAGCAGAAGACAACGAGGAGACCACUGCCGCCGCUGCUGCUGAGAACGAGGCUGCUGUCGAGAAAGAGAAGCCCAAAGUGACCCGUCGCUUCACUUUCAACAAACGCUGGGGAAAGCACCGUGACGAGGCUCAGAUUCCCAAGGAGCCGGAGCAGCCGAAGGAUCCCAAGGAAGACGUCCUCGGCUGGAUCUCCCAGCAAACCCCUCAAGCUGUUCACAAGGUAGACGCCGAAAGUAAAGAAACGCGAAAUACUGAGAAAGGCAUUCAGGUCAACUACCUGCUCCUCGAAUGGGUCCAGCGCGUGGCCGUCGAAAACGAAGCCGACCGGAAGCCACUUCCCGGCAAGGACGGUUUCGUCACACGCAACCAGUUCCUCGCGUUCCUGCGCGACGGUGACUUGCUCACCAAACUCGCAAACAAACUCCAGGUCCGUCGGUACUUCUCUCUAUGGUUUUGGCGGCAGCGCGCCGAUGUGCCUGGCACAAGGGAACAUCUGCGCCGUGCAAAUAAUAGGUGGCAAUUAUGAUUACCUGGUGGCUUUCUCUCUCUCUCCCUCUUUUGAAAUGCCCCCCAUCCACCCGAUCUCGGCCCGCUUUGCUAAUUGGCGUUUUGCCAGCGAAGCCUUUUUUCCACCGAGAGAUGACUGACCUCUUUUUGAGCAUAUGUUUGGGAGACGAAUGGUUGGGCGAGCCUUUGAUUUGCAUAAACUAUGCGAAAUGGACAAUCUGCUACUCAGCUUCCUAAAAGCCAAAAGAUUGUUUAUAUUCCCCAUUUGUUUACGGGUAAAGGUCAGCGGAAGGAAGGCAAGACAAAACUUAUGUGCAACAUGUGUGUCACUGUAAUGAUGAUCCUUUUCGGACAGAGUAUUCCUUCGGAUCCAAAACUAUAACAUGGGCAAUAAUGGGAACACUGUUUACUCGGACAUUGGUAACGCGAAACGGACGUGCUCCACACGUUUCUGGGCGAUUCUAGGGAUCUCUUAAGAGUUCUGAGGCUACUAAAGUGGUCACUAGAAAUGCCCCGACACGUCCGAUUCGCGUCUCGUUUGCGUUACCAAGGUCUGAGUAUUCAAAGAUUCUCUGAAAUGGAGCGCCACAACUUUUUCUCUGACAUACACUGUUUCGUCGUUUUUCUCGCAACUAGGCCCUUUUGGCGCUCCAUGUCAGAGUUGUCUUGUUUUAUAAAAAAAUUAUUAGAAGAGGCUUGAAAAAAAUCCGUGGAGUUUAUUAGUAUCAUAAGUAUGUCAACUUAGACAAUUUUUCUUCUCAGUUCUCUAAAUUUCAAUACGAGUUUUUCCACGAAAAAAAUAUUGGCACGAAUGAAUUUUUUGCGUUCGUAACGGGCUUUUAGCGAAAAAUUUUAAAUAUAUGAAACGAACAUGAGAAGAAAAAAUGUUAAAAAACGUUUUUCAUAAGAUUUAAUUGACUCCAUAGAAAUUUUUCCAAGAAAUCAAACGAAAUUUGAAAAAAAGGGGGAAAAGGGUAGCUCGUCUUCGACCUCGGUUUUUCCGCCGAAGAGCCGCUUCGCGUACGCAAAAAGUCAGUUUUUACGCAGCUUUAGGACCCCUCAGCCCCUAUAGGGAUCACCUUGAUUUUACCCCUGUAGAGACAUCUUUUUCGGCCCCUAUAGAGGCUGUUUUUCGCCCUAAUCCCUAUAAGGACCACUCUAAAAUUAUUAAGUAUGGCCUAUAGUGUUGACUUCACUUAAUUAUGCAUAGAGCAGAGGUCAGAAAAUAAAGUCUAGACACGUUUUUCCUUGUUGCGGAACGGUAUUAUGUUUCAGCCGGGAUCUGUCGAGCCGGCAGUCGCUGAGGAAAACGCUGACGCUGUCGCCCAGAAAGAAGUCGUCAAGAAGAACAUCGACAGCUUUUCCACAUGGGCUCAGCAGAACGUGAACAUGGACAAUGAUAAGGUAUUUUUUUUGCUUUUUUUUCUUAGCAAUCUGUCAAAUUCCCUAAAUUAGUUCGAUUAAAGGAGAUUAUUUGCAGGUUCUGACGAGCGGCGACCUUCUGGAGAAGGGCAAGAGCGGCUUUGAAGCGGUGUUCAAUACUUUGUGGCAACUCGGCGUGCAGACGCAAGAAAAGUUCGCCGCCGAGGGAAUUGAUGUGGAGACAAUUGUGAACGCCGCGAGCCAAAUUGUCAAGAGCAAUAUUUUGCAAACGAUUCUCGGCUUCUUCCGCGUACGUUUUUCUGUUCGUUCCCCCGCCACGGAUUGGUUUGCAGCGUGCUCGCGUUCCUCCGGUCGUCGAGGAGCCCAAGGAAGCAGAAGUUGUCGCUACGACCGAAGUCCAGGAACCAGCCGCCGUUGAAGAGAUAAAAGUAAGCCCCGUCGUUCGCCCCGAAACAUGAUCAAUUUCAGUUGGAAACUACUGCUCCUUCUGCCGUCGCCGCUAAUUAA